UAGCGGAGCUGGGCUGUGAUUCUUUCCAAGUUGAGUCUUAGUGAUUCUGUGGCUGAAGUUGGCUCCUUGACCGUGGGGCAGCUGGACACGUCGCCUGGAGCGAUACUUGAGCGCCUGCUACCAGUUGUGACCAAAAACCUGUCUUGAGAGACCCGAGAGCUCUCACCGGGAGCGCCAUCGCCGUUAGCCUUCUUUGUGCGCCGCCCCGACUGCCAGCUCCCGGACGGGCCGCCCAAGCCCGGGUACAAAGCGGUCCCACCACUGCCCGCCUCCCCCGCACUCGCUCCUGCACCAGUUUCCCAACUCGGCGCCGUCAGGCCGCGGCAGGAUGAUCGCCUCGCAUCUGCUAGCCUACUUCUUCACGGAACUCAACCAUGACCAAGUGCAGAAAGUCGACCAGUAUCUCUACCACAUGCGUCUCUCUGAUGAGACCCUUGAGGAGAUCUCUAAGCGGUUCCGCAAGGAGAUGGAGAAAGGGCUUGGAGCCACCACCCACCCUACUGCUUCAGUGAAAAUGCUGCCCACCUUUGUGAGGUCUACUCCAGAUGGGACAGAAGAUGGAGAGUUCCUGGCCCUAGACCUUGGAGGGACCAACUUCCGUGUGCUGUGGGUGAGAGUAACAGACAAUGGCCUCCAGAAGGUGGAGAUGAAGAACCAGAUCUACGCCAUCCCUGAGGACAUGAUGCGGGGCAGCGGCACCCAGCUGUUUGACCACAUUGCCGAGUGCCUGGCCAACUUCAUGGACCAGCUACAAAUUAAAGACAAGAAGCUCCCGCUGGGUUUUACCUUCUCAUUCCCCUGCCACCAGACUAAACUAGAUGAGAGUUACCUGGUCUCAUGGACUAAGGGGUUCAAGUGCAGUGGUGUGGAGGGCAGAGACGUGGUGGCUCUGAUCCGGAAGGCCAUCCAGAGGAGAGGGGACUUUGAUAUUGAUGUUGUGGCUGUGGUGAAUGACACAGUUGGGACCAUGAUGACCUGUGGUUAUGAUGACCACAACUGCGAGAUCGGUCUCAUUGUGGGCACGGGCAGCAACGCCUGCUACAUGGAGGAGAUGCGCCACAUCGACAUGGUGGAGGGCGACGAGGGGCGAAUGUGCAUCAACAUGGAGUGGGGGGCCUUUGGGGACGAUGGCGUGCUCAAUGACAUUCGCACCGAGUUUGACCACGAGAUCGACAUGGGCUCGCUGAACCCUGGAAAGCAACUAUUUGAGAAGAUGAUCAGUGGGAUGUACAUGGGGGAGCUGGUGAGGCUGAUCCUAGUGAAGAUGGCCAAGGAGGAGCUGCUCUUCGGGGGGAAGCUCAGCCCAGAGCUCCUCAUCACAGGCCGCUUUGAGACCAAGGAUGUUUCAGAUAUUGAAGGGGAGAAGGACGGUGUCUGGAAGGCCCGAGAGACCCUUGUGCGACUGGGACUGGAUCCGACACAGGAAGACUGUGUGGCCACUCACCGGAUCUGCCAGAUUGUGUCCACACGCUCAGCCAACCUGUGUGGGGCGACUCUGGCGGCCGUGCUGCGGCGCAUCAAGGAGAACAAGGGAGAGGAGCGGCUGCGGUCCACCAUUGGGGUUGACGGCUCCGUCUACAAGAAACACCCCCAUUUCGCCAAGCGUCUUCACAAGACCGUGCGCCGCCUGGUGCCCGACUGUGAUGUCCGCUUUCUCCGCUCCGAGGAUGGCAGUGGCAAGGGGGCGGCCAUGGUGACAGCGGUGGCCUACCGGCUGGCUGAUCAACACCGAGCCCGUCAGAAGACCCUGGAGCCUCUGAUGCUGAGCCGUGAGCAGCUGCUAGAGGUCAAGAGGAGGAUGAAGGUGGAAAUGGAGCAAGGCCUGAGAAAGGAGACGCAUGCCAAUGCCCCCGUCAAGAUGCUGCCCACCUAUGUGUGUGCCACCCCUGAUGGCACAGAGAAAGGUGACUUCUUGGCCUUAGACCUGGGGGGGACGAACUUCCGGGUCCUGCUGGUACGUGUGCGGAACGGGAAACGGCGUGGGGUAGAGAUGCACAACAAGAUCUACCCCAUCCCGCAGGAUGUCAUGCAUGGUACAGGGGACGAGCUCUUUGACCACAUCGUCCAGUGCAUUGCCGACUUCCUCGAGUACAUGGGCAUGAAGGGCGUGUCCCUGCCUCUGGGUUUCACUUUCUCCUUCCCCUGCCAUCAGAACAGACUGGAUGAGGAGUUUGACCUAGACGUGGUCGCUGUGGUGAACGACACAGUUGGAACGAUGAUGACCUGUGGCUAUGAGGAUCCUCACUGUGAAGUCGGCCUCAUCGUUGGCACGGGCAGCAAUGCUUGCUACAUGGAGGAGAUGCGGAAUGUGGAGCUGGUGGAAGGGGAGGAAGGGCGGAUGUGUGUCAACAUGGAGUGGGGUGCCUUUGGGGACAAUGGAUGCCUAGACGACUUCUGCACUGAAUUUGAUGUGGCCGUGGAUGAGCUUUCUCUCAACCCUGGCAAACAGAGGUUCGAGAAAAUGAUCAGUGGCAUGUACCUGGGCGAGAUUGUUCGCAACAUCCUCAUCGAUUUCACCAAGCGUGGACUCCUCUUCCGAGGCCGCAUCUCAGAGCGACUCAAGACAAGGGGAAUCUUUGAAACCAAGUUCCUGUCUCAGAUUGAGAGUGACUGCCUGGCACUGUUGCAGGUCCGUGCCAUCCUGCAGCACUUGGGGCUCGAGAGCACCUGCGAUGACAGCAUCAUUGUCAAGGAGGUGUGCGCUGUGGUGGCGCGGCGGGCGGCUCAGCUCUGUGGUGCAGGCAUGGCCGCUGUGGUGGAUAAAAUACGAGAAAACCGUGGACUGGACACGCUCAAAGUGACCGUGGGCGUGGAUGGGACUCUCUACAAGCUACAUCCUCACUUUGCCAAAAUCAUGCAUGAGACAGUGAAGGACCUGGCUCCGCGAUGUGAUGUGUCCUUCCUGGAGUCCGAGGACGGCAGCGGAAAGGGGGCGGCUCUCAUCACGGCCGUCGCCUGCCGCAUCCGCGAGGCCGGACAGCGAUAGAGCCCCUGAAGUCGGAAGGGGCUUACUCUGCUUCCCUCUCUUCCCUGUUGUAAUUUUAAAUUAUAAGGUGCCAUCCCCUUGUGCCAGACACCUUUGGCUUUUCCUGGGCAGAGAGGAUCCUGUCAGACUGGGUUUUGCCACUGUAUUGUGCGGUGUCCACCCUUGGCCCUCUCAAGAUAAAUACAAUUUGAAGUAAGGAUUCGUUCACACCCAUCACAACAAUUCCCACUGGUUCUAUUAAAACUUCUUUCAAAUUCUAAACCCCUGGCCAAAUUCCACGUCUCUAUAUAAUCCUAUAGGAUGAGGACACAAAUGCAAGGAUACAGUUGCUUCAUCUUGGAGCCUGAACUUGGCAUUUCUUGGGGGAGAGCACCACCCCACCCCAGCAAGGAUAUUGAUACUGUUUCUCCCACCAGAGCCUGGGGAGGUCCCUGCUUACUUGAGCCGGAUUCUCUUACAGACAGAACAUGGCGGGGAGGGGGCGACAAUGGAGGGGAAUCCAUGAAUAUCCACAUAGAAGACCCUGUUCAACCUCAUCUACAAGCGUUUGCCCUGUGGGUUCCUGGAAUCAAGGGGUACAGCCCUGAGUCUGGUCAAGCAAAACCAAAGCCAAGAGUCGACAACGUUCUGCAAGUGGCUGGCAGAGCAUCUCACUGCAGAAUCAUCUUUGAGCAAUGGACCUUUGGGAGAGAGGGGGCUUUCUGUUUGUUUUUUAAAAUUUUCCUGAAAAAGUGGAAAACACUGUAUUUUCAUUUUAAUUUAUGUUUGGAGUUUAUUUAGUUUGUGAAGUAGAUCUGCACCUUCAUCGUGACACUGUAUGUAAUGGUCGGUUGUAUGCAAUGUAUUUAUAUGUUAAUUUGCUAUGUAUAUAGAUGUGCAGGGACUUAUCAGAGUCAGCCUCAUCAGAAAAUCAGUGGGGUUAAAGGACGGAAGGUCAAGAUACUCACUGGUCACUAGAAAUACCUCAUUCACCUGUGGAGAAGUGAAGGAGGACCUCUUCCGGGUGAGUGACGAACAAAGCAGCUGCUUCCUGGCCCCUCCUUCCCCUGUGAACUGGAACAUGGAUGGCGGGGAUGGAGUGACGGAGGCUGGGCCAUCACUGAAGAGUCACAGCACCUUGCUGCUGUGUCUCGAGCCUUUCCUGGCAAUAUUACGUGUGAUGUUAACCAAAGGAAAUGGGAAUCAUUUCAAGUAGACUCAUUUCUUAGAAGUCUUUAUUCUUAAGGGCAAUCGGUAGUGUUUUCAAGGUCUCUGACAAGAUCAAGAAGCCACUGACAUUUUAUUUUUAAUUGUGUCUACUUGCUCAAUAACAAAACAAAACAAUUCAACAACAACCACCAAAAACCUCAGGGACAACAUUCUUGGCAUAUUUGUGCCCUUCUAGCAAAUUUCACUUUGGGUUGGUUUUGCAAAUGUCUGACAAAAAAUGUUGUCUGUGUGCUUCCCUAGGCUGCGCUGGCAUCGAUCUGCUGAUCCAUUUGUGUGUUUUUAUACACAGUGUUGAUGUCAAAUUGCUAGGAGGGAUGGGAGCUGCAUAAAAGCCUCCACACCCUUCUUUCCGAGAGCCCAGUUAAUGCUGAAUCUGAAAGCCCACUUCUGCCCUAAAAAUACACAUACCCACACUCUUACUGAAGCUGAAUACCACACAGUGAAGAGAGAAUGCCCUUGUAGCACUAUUGAAUAGGGUGCAAAGAUCAAAACAGAAAGGUAGAAAGAAGCUCAUGACUCAGUAGUAUCGAGUCUUUGCACAUUUAUCAAACUUGUAUGAGAAAAAGAUAGGAUUAUAUCAUUUUUUUGAACAAGGUGGGGUAUGAUGCAUGUAUAGCACUAGGUUUGCCCAGAUCCUCCUGGGAAGUAUGGAGGGAAGAGGGGCUGGGCCUUCUCAUUUGUUCUGGUCUCACUUCACCUGUCUCGUGUGCACCCCUCUGCCAUCUUCCUUCUGCACUAAUUGAUCUGAAAUGGUGGAUGCCUCUUACUACAAAGAAGCCAAAAGAUACCUCUAGAUCUGUAUAUCACUAAAGUGUGACCACAAAAUAGAGAUGAAUUUUAAUGUUUAAACUUGAAUAUUAGGCACCUAUGAAAUUACACGUUUAAAAACAUAGAGGUAUGCAUGUGUUUGUAUGACUAUUAUAAAAAUGCGUUGUUGAAAAUGCAAUUUGAAUGUUUGUGUUCCCAGAAUUAGGUGACAACCCUUUGCUGAUGCUGCUUUGCCUGAUGUAAAUACUGCUGAUCUCAAUCUUUGACCCAAAUGUGUUGAAUAGCAGGUCGUCUCAAAUCCUUCCCCAUUCAGUCUAGUGGAGAUGUUGUCAUUAUGUACAAUUCGUAACUAGUUGAAUUAACUAUGUGAUGUUAGCUAUUAUUAAUAAAUUUUAACAUUUUUCAAAAUAUGCA
Molecule: messenger RNA, 5377 nt
Organism: Trichechus manatus latirostris (Florida manatee)
Lineage: Eukaryota; Metazoa; Chordata; Mammalia; Sirenia; Trichechidae
Gene: HK2
Product: hexokinase 2
Exons: 17
Coding region: 329-2986 (885 amino acids)
Biological process (GO): carbohydrate phosphorylation; glucose metabolic process; glucose 6-phosphate metabolic process
Cellular component (GO): cytosol; mitochondrion
Molecular function (GO): ATP binding; fructokinase activity; D-glucose binding
Source: RefSeq, a predicted model, not a curated record